CAAGUGUUACCGUUAUCAUGGUAAUGGUCAGUGCGCCAUAUCAGAAGAAUGGAUCUGGUGGAAUCUGUAGAUGUGCUCAAGACCGAACAAACUGUACAGACUGUUACACUCCUCAAGAAACUGACACAAUCAAGUACAUUGGACUGUCUAUGGUUGCACAAUCUACUUCUCCUCCAACGUUCACUGCCUGCAGCCCUGGCCUGGCACACGAGUGUGAUGGGAACUCCUAUCUGAACAGUAUCUGUUAUCAGUUCAACAGCCAGCUCCAGAUCACCUCGAACUUCACACCUGCUUUCCAAGAAUGUACUAAGAAAAUAGUGGACCUCGUUUUCCUCUUUGACGGAUCAGCAAGCAUGACAACGGAAGAAUUUGAUGAGAACAAAGGUUUCAUAGACAAUAUCAUGACAACCCUAAAAAACUCCUCAAUUAAGUUCGCAGCGGUUCAGUUCUCAACAAACACCAGGACAGUUUUCAACUUCAGAGACUACCAAGAGGAGAGAGCCUUGACUAAACUUUGGAAAGAAGAGCACAUGGCUGAUCUAACCAACACACAUAAGGCAAUAGACUUUGUCUUGUAGGUCCCAGUUGAUAAUUAUGAAUCAGUUUUACUUUCAAAGUUCUGACCGAAUACUCCGAAUCUGAUCAAAGGGGAUUGUGGUGUAAGAAAGAUAGCUACCAAGCUGCCGGCGCCACCGCAGAUGCAACUAAAGUACUGGUCAUAAUAACAGAUGGAAAUCCCAGCGAUACUGAUAAAAGGUUCAACUCUAUCGAAAGAAGUGAUAAGAAAAACAUCAUCCGCUUUGUCAUCGGGGUCAAGAACGUUGAUUUGACGAAACUCAAGUCCCUGGCAUCAGAGCCAAAAGAGAACAACACUUUCCUCAUCCAGGACUACAACGAACUAAAAGGAAUCCUAGACAACUUUCAAAAAAAGAUCUUCAACAUUGAAGGUUCCAAGACUGCUCUGGCUGGAAACUUGACUAAAGAAAUGUCUCAGAGUGGGUUCAGCGCUGUCUACAUUAACAAGGACACCUUGGUUCUGGGUUCAGUGGGAUCAAACAACUGGCGUGGAUCUCUCUUUGAGACUGAGGGUCUGAGAUCAGAGGAAAGGGAAAUUCAGGACCCCACAUUGGACAAAGAUUCCUAUAUGGGAUACUCUGUAGCUGUUGGGAAGAAGAAUGAGAACCUUCUAUACUUUACCGGAGCACCAAGAUCUGAACACAUGGGACGGAUCCUACUUUUUAACAAGGUUAACAACAACUGGACUGUGGCACAAAGCUUACCUGGAGAACAGAUGGGCUCCUACUUCGGUGCAGAGCUGUGUUCUGUGGACAUAGACUCAGACGGCAACACAGACUUCCUCCUGGUCGGUGCACCAAUGUUUCACCAACCCCCGAGAGAGGGCAGGAUCUACGUCUACACACUGACUGAUAAGCUGGAACUGAGGAUGGAGAUGAAUGUUUCAGUGCCAUCUCAGGGUAGAUUCGGCUCCUCCAUCUGCUCUCUCACAGACCUGAAUGGAGAUGGGCUGAAGGAUGUAGCUGUGGGCGCUCCACUUGAGGACGAUCACAGGGGGGCCGUGUACAUCUACCUGGGUGAAAAGCUAAAGGGGAUCCGCCCCGAAUUCAGCCAGCGCAUCUCAGCUGUGAUGAUGAGAUCUAAGAUCCAGUUCUUUGGCCAGACGAUUGAUGGGAAGAUGGACCUGGGUGAGGAUGGACUGACUGAUAUCGUAGUAGGAGCGUGUGGUGCAGUUGUUGUCUUGAGGUCCAGACCGGUCCUCAGCGUCUCUGCUCAUCUCCACUUCCAUCCCGCGGAGAUCAGCACUGAUAGAUUUGACUGUCUGGCAAAAGAGAUAAUUUCCCCCAUCGUCACUUUAACAGCCUGCUUUAACAUGGCAGAGGCAACAAAGAGUAAAGCUGAGGUGCUGAGUGCAGGGAUGAACGUCUCCUACCUGCUGGAUGUGGAUCCAGUGAGACAGAGGAGCCGAGCAUUUUACAGUGACACGAACAAAGGGGCCAGAAGACUUCUCUCUACUGUGGAGCUGAGAAAGGAGCGGACUUGCUUCAACCACUCAGUCUACAUGACACAAUGUGUGAUCGACACAUCAUCGCCCAUAAUCAUCCAACUAGUUUUUUCUCAAUCUGAAAGCCAACAAGAGGGUCUUACUGCCAUUCUGAAUACUGACAGUCCUACACAGGCUGUGGUCGAGGUGCCCUUUGAAAAGAACUGCAAAGAAAAUGAAACCUGUUUGGCAGAGCUUGAGGUGGACUUCAACUUCAUCACAUCAACUUUAUUAGUGGUGGACCAGAGUUACUUCAACGUGACUAUAAGACUGUCCAAUCACGGGGAUGACUCAUUCAACACCAGUCUAACUCUCCUCUACCCUCCUGGCCUCUCAUUCUCCAUGAUGCAUCUUCUGAAGUCUACAAGGAGAACGGUGUUCAGCUGUGGUGGUCUGGAAGGUGAAAUGGACAGAACUACAUGCAGUGUCAGCCUCCCUGUCUACCGUAGUAAAACCACAGCAGUGUUCACCAGUAAAUUCCAUAUUUUGAAUACAUACGACUGGAACGACACAAUGGAAAUGACCGUCAUCGGCCUGAGUGACAACGGAAACUCAACCAAUAGUUCCCUUACCAGGACCAUCCCUGUUCAAUUUGCAGUUGACCUGGUAGCAAAAGCCCUUCCCCAAGACUCCACCACUUACAUGAAAUUUACUCUGGAGGACACAUCACCUAAAAGACUGGUGAAUGUAUAUGAGGUGCAGAAUUUGGGAUUUAAGUCUGUACCAAUCACAGUCACCUUCACUUUCCCAACUAAGCUUGAGCACAAAUUUGAAAUGAAGGACUACCAAAUAUCUGUCUUACAGAACCAUACUCAAUGUGGAAAGAUGAUCAAUUCAACAACAGAGUACUGCUCUCCAGACAAAUACUGCAAGUCCAUCGAGUGUGAAAGUUUCCUUUUGGAGAAGUUUUUGACAGUUACAUUUGUGUUGUCUGGAAAUGUUUCCUUCAAGGACCUCGAUCAACAUGCAAGGAGCUUGUCAUUGCCAAAGAAAUUCACUGGGGAGAGAGAAACAGCCAAUUUCAUCAGUUUUGUCAAACUCCGCUAUGACAAAAAACGAUAUGUCCAGACAGCGAGUGACCCAAGGGAUAACUCUACAAGCUUCCACCAAACACAGAUUGAUGUUCAGGCUGAGCUCAUCAUUCCUCCCCAUAGAAACCUGAUAAUAGGGACAGGAGUUGGAGUAGGACUCUUCCUCCUGAUCAUCAUCACAAUGGCCAUGUAUAUGAUGGGAUGUUUCCAGAGGAAAAGCCUUGAUAAUGAAGAGAAUGAAGGGGAAUAGAGUGAGCAAGAUGACACUGCUAAGGCUAACAAUGUCUAUGCUAACACUUUGGAGAAGCAGAGCUAAAACCUCUCCUUGUUGACAUUCAGACAGUAAAAAAUGGGUUCCACGCUUGCAAUGAGGGGGUAGGGGAGGGACCAAAAGAGAAACGGGAUGUGUCAGAUGCAGGCUAAAGGAGUAGUAGUCUAAGCAAAAAAAACACAAAAAAACAGGCCGAUUCAGACUUAGGAAAUGUACUUGGUAUUCAGACUUAUGUUGCUUCCUUAUGCACACUGAAUACAUGUAAUUCAACCGCCUAAAAACCUCCCACUUGCUGGCCAACCAGAUUGUCUCUUUUGAGUUUCCAUUCAAUAGGGUUUUCAGUACAUUUAUCUAAUGUAAGUAUUAUCCAAUAUUUAAUGUAUUGAACUACUGAAUGGCAACUUUCAGGAUUAAUCAAACCAUUAUACUGAGAAGGGCCUACAUGUUCUAAGGGGCCCAACUCAGAUUUAGGAAAUGUAUGCCUUUUCUUACGCACCCCUUUCCUACACAGUAGUUGGUAUCCAGACAACUUAUGCAGCUGUGCAAUGGGCUUUGCAGGCCUAGUGUCCUUGGGCACACCGUAUACAUAUAAUUAAACAGCUGAAAACCUCCCCACUUGCUGGCCAACAGAUUUCCUUCUGGAGUUGUCAUUCAAUAGGGUACAAUAUAUUGAUGUUAAGCCAUCCCUUUAAAAAUAGUGUGGCUUUAAUUUGAAUUUGUCGACAGGCUAGACAUAGAGAACGUGUUCAGAAUAUAUUGAUCAAUGAAAGAUAAAAGAUGAAUAUGCAUAUAAUUAGAUGGCCGGUUCAGCGCCAACCGGUUUAUUUAGGGACUUUUUUUGGGUUAGAAAAGUAUGAAUCAUAAAAAUAAAAACACAGCUUUAGAGAGCCUUUGGGCACACAAUAUAUAUUGAUGAAAGAAAAAUUGUGGUUUGAUUCAAGCUGAAAGUUGUCAAAUUCAAUACAUAAUUUGGAAAGGUGUAUAAAGUGUACAAUAAAGUUUUGAACAAUAGUCCUACCCUAAUCAUGGAGCUGUAUGACAACGGCCCAGCCGCCGUGCACCAUGCUACCAAAUGAUUACGCAACAUGUAGGCUUGGUGGGGGGUGUCUUUUGUGUUUUCUUUUCCGUCAUUGUAAAUAAGAAUAUGUUCUUAACUGACUUGCCUAGUUAAAUAAAGGUUCAAUAAAAAAUUGAAUGUA
Molecule: messenger RNA, 4560 nt
Organism: Oncorhynchus gorbuscha (pink salmon)
Lineage: Eukaryota; Metazoa; Chordata; Actinopteri; Salmoniformes; Salmonidae
Product: integrin alpha-M-like
Exons: 29
Coding region: 986-3340 (784 amino acids)
Biological process (GO): cell adhesion mediated by integrin; cell-matrix adhesion; cell-cell adhesion
Cellular component (GO): external side of plasma membrane; integrin complex
Molecular function (GO): integrin binding
Source: RefSeq, a predicted model, not a curated record